AUGGAACAACUACAGGAUCUGGUUACACAAGAAGAUGCAAAUAUUAAAGCCAUCAAUGAAGAGUACAAGAAAGCCUUUAUUUUAAUCAAUAAAGGAUUGAGUACAGAUGAACUAGGUCAGAAGGAAGAGGCAAGAAACUAUUAUAAGCAAGGACUUGACCACUUGCUCCGAGGACUUAGCAUUCCAUUGCAGGGUCCUGCAUGCGUAGGGGCCCAGUGGGAAUCUGCCAGGCAAAUGCAACAGAAGAUGAGGGAGACUCUCCAAAAUGUUCGCACUCGACUCUGCAUUCUAGAACAAAAUGCCCCACCUGUACAAGCAGGUCCUGCUGGAAUGGAUGCCCCUGCUGGGGUGCCCAAGUUGUACCCAUCCAUUCCUUCCAAAGAAAAGCCAGAAAGACCCCCAGCCCCUAAGUCACUGUUUGUACCGAGUCAGCCACCUGCAAAUGAAGCACCUCCUGCUUAUACUCCUCAAGCUACCAAUGGCCAUUUUACUGUGUCUUAUGGCACAGACUCUGGGGAGUUUUCUUCUGUAGGUGAGGACUACUACAGUAAGUGUACUCAGCCACCCCCCCUUGAAAACCUAGGGGUGGAUGCAGAUGAGCUGAUCUUGAUUCCCCAAGGAGUACAGAUAUUCUUUGUGACUCCUGAUGGGCAGGUUAGUGCUCCUUCAUAUCCUGGAUAUCUACGCAUUGUGAAGUUCUUGGAUACAGAUAGUGGGAUGGCCCAGAAUCGUCCACCUGCAUUUCUUCAGGUUUGUGACUGGUUGUAUCCUCUGAUGUGUAACCAGUCUCCUGUUCUGUGCUGCAAUACUGGAGUCUACAUGUUCCCUGACACGAUGUCCCAGAUACCAGGGUCCUACGUGGGAGUAGUGCUGUCUUCAGAACUUCCAGCAGCUGACAGAGAGCUCUUUGAGGAUCUCUUAAAACAGAUGUCUGACCUUCGAAUCCAGGUGCCAGGAUCCCAUGAGAGAGUAGGGUUAUCUUCAGAGCUCCCAGCAACUGAGAGAGCGCAUUUUGAAGAUAAAUUUAAACAGAUGUCUGGCCACAAAGUCCAGCCUUCAGAAGCCUCUAGUGAUGCAGUUAACUUGCCUCAGACUGUACAUAUCCAACCGCAACCUGAAGGAGCAGAAAAUCAGAAAGAGUUGCCAGAAUGGAGCGAGAAAGUUGCCCAUGGAAUCUUGUCAGGUGCAUCUUGGGUAAGCUGGGGCCUAAUAAAAGGAGCAGAAUAUACUGGUAAAGCUAUCCACAAAGGAGCUUCUAAACUGCGAGAACACAUUCAACCAGAAGAAAAACCUCUGGAAGUCAACCCAACUGUAGCAAAGGGGCUUCAAGUAGCAAAACAGGCUACCGGAGGAGCUGUGAAAGUCAGCCAAUUCUUAGUUGAGGGAGUGUGUUCUAUAGCAAGCUGUGUUGGAAGGGAGCUGGCUCCACACGUGAAGAAGCACGGCAGCAAAUUAGUUCCGGAAUCCCUUAAGAAAGAUAAAGAUGGCAAAUCCACUUUUGAUGGUGCUCUGGUGGUAGCAGCAAGUGGAAUUCAAGGGUUUUCAACAGUGUGGCAAGGUUUAGAAAGUGCAGCUAAGUGCAUUGCUAAAAGUGUUUCAACUGAGACUGUGAAAACUGUCAAAUACAAGUAUGGAGAUGAUGCUGGCCAUGCUACAGACAACGCUAUGAAUUCUGCAAUCAAUGUUGGUGUGACAGCAUUUAACAUCGACAAUAUUGGUCUCAAAGCUGUUGUAAAGAGAACUGCAAAGGAAACCGGCCAUGCUGUGCUGGAUGAAUAUAAAGUAUUGGAUAAUGAGAAGAAAGAUAAAAAAUGA
Molecule: messenger RNA, 1815 nt
Organism: Balearica regulorum gibbericeps (East African grey crowned-crane)
Lineage: Eukaryota; Metazoa; Chordata; Aves; Gruiformes; Gruidae
Source: RefSeq, a predicted model, not a curated record